UGGUGGGAAUUAGGAAGUACCACCGGUAAUGCAAAGAAAAUAAAAUGAUGCUUUUAAAUCUGUGCAGAGCAGCAGCCCUCCUAAUUUAAGCUUGGGGUUUGCAGGCACUUGGCUAACAAGAACCUUCCCUCUGCUUGGUGAAAGGCGCCCUUGCAGCGCAGGGCAGGGAGCGCCCAGCUGGUGCAUCCGAAGGACCCAAGUCCCACUGCUGCUGAGGGAGCCCUGGCCCUGCCUCUGCCCUCAGGGCCUGCUCCAGAUGUGUGCAGGGCAUCCGCUGCUGAAAACACCGCCAGAAGAGAAGGCUGAAAUAGCGAACCGCAUUUUUGGAAGCCGUAUAAAUUAAGAAUAAUUUGCUACAGUCGGAGUCAGCGCAGUUCGCGACUGUCUCUUGCCCCUCUCAGGCUGAGGCGCUGAGGGGAGCCCUGUACAAUUUUGGGGCGCCCCUGACCUCGUUCCCCGCACGCCUGAGGCAGGGGCAGCCCCGGGGCAGCGGGAGGCGCUCCGGCUGUGCGCUGCGGCCGGGAGGCGCUGCCCGCGCAGCUGCCGCCGUCCCUCAGGGCGGAGGAGCCGCCUCAGCCCGCCGCGGCCUCAGGCGCCCACCUGGGCGCUGCCCGCGCGGCUCCGCCUCCCGCGGGCCCCGGCGGCCCCGGGCGUAAGGAGCGGGCGGGGCCGGGGCCGGGCGGGCGCCACAAAGCCGCCGGGCGCUGCGGCCAUGGCCGUGUGCGGGCAGGGGGCGGAGGCGGAGGGGUUCGCGUACGAGUACGAGGACCCCGCGCACCCCGCGCGGCUGCUGGGGGCGUUCCGCGGCUUCUACCUGGACGGGCUGUUCACCGACAUCGCGCUCCAGGGCGCCUCGGGGGUCUGCCUCCGCUGCCACAGAGCCGUCCUGGCGGCUUGCAGCGGUUACUUCAAAGCCAUGUUCACGGCCGACAUGAAGGAGAAGGCUAAAAGCCAGAUCAGGCUUCCCGAGCUCAGCCACGCCGUGCUGGAAGCCCUCGUGAAUUACGCCUACACCUCCCAGAUCCAGAUAACAAAGAGAAACGUCCAAAGCCUGCUGCAGGCGGCCGACCUCCUCCAGUUCGCCUCGGUAAAGAAAGCCUGCGAGCAGUUUCUGGUCAGGCACUUGGACACCGACAACUGCAUAGGGAUGCACGCCUUCGCCGAGUACCACAGCUGCUCGGAGCUGGAGAAGGAGGCGCGCAGGAUGCUGCUGUGGCAGUUUGAAGACGUGUGGAAGCAGGAGGAGUUCCUGGACAUCGGCAAGGAGAAGCUCGCGUUCAUCCUCUCCAGAGAGAACCUGAAUGUCUGGAAGGAGGAGGCAGCCAUCGAAGCGGUGGUGAAGUGGGUAGCCCACAACGUGGAAGAGAGGAUCGAGGACAUCUAUGAACUGCUGAGUUGCAUCCAAAUAGACCUAGAUAACGUGUACUUGAGGUCAGCUUUAAGCCUACAAAAAAAAUGCCGACUUAACGAUAAUAAAAUACGGUCACUCGUAUACAACGCCCUGAAUCCCAGCCCCAAAGGCCUUUCCAAAAGACCUACGGCCACCAUGUAUGUGAUCGGAGGGUAUUAUUGGCAUCCCUUAUCAGAGGUGCAUGUUUGGGAUCCCUUAACUGACACAUGGGUCCAGGGAACAGACAUGCCAGAUCAUACCCGGGAGAGCUAUGGGGUCACAAACUUGGGACCUGACAUAUAUGUGACGGGAGGUUAUAGAACGGAGAGCAUCGAAGCCCUUGAUACUGUGUGGAUAUAUAACAGUGAGAGAGACGAGUGGACCGAAGGCUGCCCCAUGCUCGACGCGAGGUAUUACCACUGUGCAGUUUCCCUCAGUGGCUGCAUCUAUGCGUUGGGUGGUUACCGGCAGGGAGCUCCAGUGCAAGAAGCUGAGUUCUAUGAUCCUUUAAAAAAGAAAUGGGUUCCUAUUGCAAACAUGAUCAAAGGUGUUGGAAAUGCCACCGCCUGUGUCCUGCAUGAAGUCAUCUACGUAACCGGAGGUCACUAUGGCUACAGAGGAAGCUGCACCUAUGAUAAAAUCCAGAGAUACCAUUCAGGUAGCAAUGAGUGGAGUAUAGUCGCCACAAGUCCUCAUCCAGAAUAUGGAUUGUGUUCAAUUACAUUACAAAACAAGAUCUAUUUUGUGGGUGGACAGACCACGAUCACGGACUGCUAUGACCCAGAGCAGAAUGAGUGGAAGCAGAUGGCUCACAUGAUGGAGAGAAGAAUGGAGUGUGGUGCAGUGGUCAUGAACGGAUGCAUCUAUGUAACAGGAGGAUAUUCCUAUUCAAAAGGAACAUAUCUGCAGAGUAUUGAGAAAUACAACCCUGAACUGAACAAAUGGGAAGCAGUAGGUAAUCUUCCCAGUGCUAUGCGUUCACACGGCUGUGUCUGUGUGUAUAAUGUAUAAACACUUGAUUUUCAUAUUGCUGCUACAGAAAACAGCAGAUGCAGUACUCCUAGUAGUACUGUUUACCUCAGGAGUGAAAUGUCAGGUGCAGUCUCUUAGCAGACAUUCAUUAAAAGCUAUAUGGUUUAUCUUCAUUUUAAACAAUUCAGAAGCAUAAAUGUGGGAAAAAUAUUUCCAUAUAUUUUCAGUUCAUUCACUGUCUGACAUGAAAAUUUUCAUAUGACUUCCUUAUAAUACUUUGCACAGCUAUACAGGAACUACUGUGAAAAACUUGUUUUCAUUAGCCACCAGGUGGAACUCUAACUUGGUGCUAAGUUGAGUAAAACCAAAGUACUCUGCAUUGUUGUGGACUACUGGGUUUAUGAUAAAAUCUCUGAUACACUGAAUAUAGCUGUAGAAAUGGUUCAUUGCCAUUAGCUAGGUGUGUGGUAUGUAUAGAGCUAUAGUAUUAGGAGAACUAGGUUACACAUCCAGAAACUGUGGGCAGUUGCAUGGUGCCUCUAAAUCCACCUUCAACUUCCAGAGUGAAGAAGAGCACAGGGUGAGAAAAGGGGAAGAAAUGUGACCUGGUAGCCCAGGAUUGCCAACAGAACGUGCACUAGUUUUCCAGAACUCUGCAUGGCUUUGCAGUGGGCUUUUUGGCUGAUUUGUGGUUGGUGCUUUUUUUUUUUUUUUUUUUUUUUUUU
This is a messenger RNA of Anas platyrhynchos (mallard), 3087 nucleotides long. It is a transcript of the gene KLHL23, whose product is annotated as kelch like family member 23. NCBI's taxonomy places the organism in Eukaryota, Metazoa, Chordata, Aves, Anseriformes, Anatidae. Gene Ontology annotation, molecular function: protein binding. The record is from RefSeq and is a predicted model, not a curated record.